This is a messenger RNA of Prorocentrum cordatum, 1231 nucleotides long. The record is from the annotation of a GenBank genome assembly. Lineage: Eukaryota; Dinophyceae; Prorocentrales; Prorocentraceae.
AGCUUCGGACCAAGCCCGGCCGCGUGAGAGCACUUCCCCAGCGCCCCGCCCGGCAGCGUACCUGGCCGCCGGCCCCGGCGGCCAUGCAGUGGCAGCAGCAGCUGGGCGGCGGGCUCCCCCAGGAAGCGGCCGCGCGGGGCCAGGAGGCCAGCGGGCGCGCGGCUCUCACCACACCGUCGUUCGUGUGCACGGAGGCGCUCGGCCGAUCGGUCGCGGAGCUCCCACUGGUGGCCAGGACUCUGGCCAUGGAGUCGCACUGGCAGGUGCUCGGCCGCAAGCACCAGCGCGGCUUCUUUGAGAAGCUGCUCGGAUCGAAGGAUGGCGAGCGGUUCCUCGCGUGCGUGUCCCGAUCGCACCUGCAGGUGGACGCGGGCAAGUGUCCUGGCUCCCUCGAGGUGACGAACCUCAGCAUCAACCCCGUGAUUGUGGCGGGCCUUCGCAUAGAUCAGGGCUGCUGCGCGGUGGCGAAGCCCGGGGACACGGUGGACUUCAUCGCGGGCGGCCCUCCGGGCGAGGCAGAGGCGAGCGCCAGACCUGGCGAGCCCGUGGUGUACCUCCGCUUCCGAGUGGAGCAGGGCGCCGUGGCCGCUGCGGCAGGGGCGGCCGCCGGGCUGGAGGCACGCACCCGCCGCGGCUGCGAGGAGCCGGAGGAGGACGAGGCUCCCAGCGCCAGAGGCCCCUUCUGGCUCAUGCUGAGCGGCACCGCUGUCCGCGAGGGCCUCGAGGCCCGCCGGCGGCGCGUCGAGGGCAGCGCAGAGGGCCUGACCGUGGGCCGCGCGCACCAGACCGCGGUCCAUGCCGACGCGUUCACCGCAGAGGUGGUGCAGUACAUCAGCCGGGACCACUUCCGCGUCGAGCGCUGCUCGGACACGGGCGAGUGGAGGCUGCGGGCUUUGACGGCCAACCCCAUCUGGCACGUGCGCGCCGGGAAGCGCCUCCAGCUGACGAGGGAGGCGCCGCCGCUGAAGCACGGUGGCGGAUCCUGCGGGGACUCCGUGCUGCUGUUCACAGGGGCGAGCGACAAGACCCCCGACGGGCCGGGCAAUCUGGGCAGUCUGCGGUGGAUCUUCCGGGCCGCUGCCGAGCAGGCUGCUUCCCCUGCGCUUCCCUCUGCUGCCGGUGCGUGACGUCGGCCGCCGAUCACUGGAAUUAGACGUGUCGCGAGCUCGCGCCUGGCGCCUUUCGCGCACGCACGUGCCCCCCCCCCCCCCCCCCCCCGCCCCCCCCCGGU